Drosophila serrata is the source of this 1795-nucleotide messenger RNA. RefSeq names its product syntaxin 5 (gene Syx5). Lineage: Eukaryota; Metazoa; Arthropoda; Insecta; Diptera; Drosophilidae. Gene Ontology annotation, cellular component: endomembrane system; SNARE complex; Golgi membrane. The record is from RefSeq and is a predicted model, not a curated record. Gene Ontology annotation, biological process: vesicle fusion; intracellular protein transport; endoplasmic reticulum to Golgi vesicle-mediated transport. Gene Ontology annotation, molecular function: SNARE binding; SNAP receptor activity.
CGCGUGUGUGUGAGUGAGUGAGAGUGUGUGCGUGCAUGUUAGACACACUGGAUUGAGAAUCGAGUUCCGAGCCAGAAACCAAAGGGAAAAACAGCGAUUUGCAGGCGGAAAACAAAGAGGAAAAUUUCGCCACUCUGAAGGAAAGUCCAACAGAUCGCUUGUGUGUGCAUAUGAAAAACAGCAACGUCAACUACCAGGGACAAGCUCCAAUCUGAGAUGAGAUGCAAACUCGAAGACGACUCCAUCAAACGGACCAGCAGGAUUACAGCAGCAGCAGCACCUACACCAUUCAAACGGGAGAGGAUCAUCAUCAGACAGGAUCAGGCACAAGCGCAGCAUUAGGAGCAGCUGGCGGAUCGGGAGGACUACUAGUGCAGCCUCUUGGUUAUCCACAGCAACCGCAAGCGUCCGUCGACGCGGCCAUCCACAUCGGUGACGCCCAGGCCGGCCAAUCGCUCGCUCCAGACUCGGACGACAAGUACGGAAAGGCGGCCCGCCAGUGGAAUUUGCGUGCCUUCUCUGGCCAGGCUCUGCGGACCUUAAGUGCUGCUGCCGCCGUGGUCACCGGGAAUAACCAACCGGACACAAACUUUAACAGCCAAAACAACUACAAUUACAAUUCCGCAUCUGGUAUCUCGGGGACAGGUCAGUUUUCGCAAGAAGACCAAUUUGAUCCGGAACCCGAGGCCGAAGUCUUCAUCAUGGCUGCCCGCGAUAGGACGGGCGAGUUCGCGAACGCGAUUCGAUCGCUGCAGUCACGCAACAUCACACGGGCCGUGAACAUCCGGGAUCCUCGUAAGGCGAAGCAAGUGCAGAGCUACUCGGAGUUCAUGAUGGUGGCCAGGUUCAUUGGCAAAAACAUAGCCAGCACCUACGCUAAACUGGAAAAGCUCACCAUGUUGGCAAAGAAAAAGAGCCUCUUCGACGACAGACCGCAGGAGAUUCAGGAGCUGACGUACAUCAUCAAGGGUGACCUGAACGCUUUGAAUCAGCAGAUCGCCCGACUUCAGGACAUCUCCAAGGACCAGCGGCGUCAUACGAAUGGCAAACACCUGGUGUCACAUUCCUCGAACAUGGUACUGGCCCUGCAAUCAAAGCUGGCCAGCAUGAGCACGGACUUUAAGCAGAUCCUGGAGGUGCGCACGGAAAACCUGAAGCAGCAGAAGACGCGACGGGAUCAGUUUAGCCAGGGACCAGGUCCGUUGGCCGCUCACACCGUCUCACCAUCGACUGCGAAGCAAGGAUCCCUGCUCCUCAGCGAGGAAAACCAGGCUGUGAGCAUAGACAUGGGCAGCAGUGACACCACCCCGCUCCUGGCUACCCAGACACAGAUGGCCAUCUACGAUGAGUCCGACAACUAUGUACAACAGCGGGCGGAAACCAUGCAAAAUAUUGAAUCUACGAUCGUUGAGCUUGGCGGCAUUUUCCAGCAGCUGGCGCAUAUGGUCAAGGAGCAGGAGGAGAUCGUGGAGAGGAUUGACACGAAUGUGGCGGAUGCGGAAUUGAAUAUAGAGGCGGCCCAUGGGGAAAUCCUCAAGUAUUUUCAGUCCGUCUCAAAGAACCGCUGGCUUAUGAUCAAGAUAUUCGGCGUUCUCAUAUUCUUCUUCCUGUUCUUUGUUGUUUUUAUGUCAUAAUCGAAGCCAGCAGGCUGCUUGCCCCACGUACCUUCUUCCCUUUGUAUACAGCAAUUAUUAAUUUUAAUCAAGUUUCAAUUACAAUAUUGUUUAUUCCAAGCUGUGGCCUACCCGGAACCGAUUGUAUAAUAAAGUUAUAAAAACGUACAUACAACAUGAAA